AUGUCUCCUGUGUUUUCUUUUCCUUCUUCCCAACCCUACCUACAGUCUUUUGACCCUCCACGCCGCCUGUUUGUCCAGGCUGAUGUCCAUCAUCAUCCUCCCAGCGAUCUCCAUGUUGUUCACUCCCGUUCUUCUUCUCCUGCCGAGACCAUUGAGUCUGACGCCCAUGCCAGUGUGGAGGAGGGCAGUGCCAGUGUGGAGGAGGGCAGUGCCAGUGUGGAGGAGGGCAGUGUCAGUGUGGAGGAGGGCAGUGCCAGUGUGGAGGAGGGCAGUGCCACGGCUGCCCCGGCCAACACUGACGGGGCACCAUCUCAUUUCAACUCAUUCCACUUGGUUGUAUAUGCUGCAGCUUCUGCUAAUUUGUGUCCACUUUCCUCCGUCGCCGGAGGAAAGCUAUAUCUUGCUCUGGGGGACGUGAACAGCCAAGUAAACGCUUUCACCAGUCAUAUACUGGACCUCCAGUAUAGGCAUAUCCCUCACCGGCAGUAUGUGACCAAGCCCACUGAUCAGCCUUGUGUGGAGCAUCCAGCAUCCCUGGAGCCUAGUGUGGAACAUCCAGGAUCCCUGGAGCCUAGUGUGGAGCAUCCAGCAUCCCGGGAGGCUAAUGUGAAGCAUCCAGGAUCCCUGGAGCCUAGUGUGGAGCAUCCAGGACCCCUGGAGCCUAGUGUGGAGCAUCCAGGACCCCUGGAGCCUAGUGUGGAGCAUCAAGGACCCCUGGAGCAUAGUGUCGAGCAUCAAGGACCCCUGGAGCCUAGUGUGGAGCAUCAAGGACCCCUGGAGCCUAGUGUGGAGCAUCCAGGACCCCUGGAGCCUAGUGUGGAGCAUCCAGGACCCCUGGAGCCUAGUGUGGAGCAUCCAGGACCCCUGGAGCCUAGUGUGGAGCAUCAAGGACCCCUGGAGCCUAGUGUGGAGCAUCCAGGACCCCUGGAGUCUAGUGUGGAGCAUCAAGGACCCCUGGAGCCUAGUGUGGAGCAUCCAGGACCCCUGGAGCCUAGUGUGGAGCAUCCAGGACCCCUGGAGCCUAGUGUGGAGCAUCAAGGACCCCUGGAGCCUAGUGUGGAGCAUCCAGGACCCCUGGAGCCUAGUGUGGAGCAUCAAGGACCCCUGGAGCCUAGUGUGGAGCAUCAAGGACCCCUGGAGCCUAGUGUGGAGCAUCAAGGACCCCUGGAGCCUAGUGUGGAGCAUCAAGGACCCCUGGAGCCUAGUGUGGAGCAUCAAGGACCCCUGGAGCCUAGUGUGGAGCAUCCAGGACCCCUGGAGCCUAGUGUGGAGCAUCAAGGACCCCUGGAGCCUAGUGUGGAGCAUCCAGGACCCCUGGAGCCUAGUGUGGAGCAUCAAGGACCCCUGGAGCCUAGUGUGGAGCAUCCAGGACCCCUGGAGCCUAGUGUGGAGCAUCAAGGACCCCUGGAGCCUAGUGUGGAGCAUCCAGGACCCCUGGAGCCUAGUGUGGAGCAUCCAGGACCCCUGGCGCCUAGUGUGGAGCAUCCAGGACCCCUGGAGCCUAGUGUGGAGCAUCAAGGACCCCUGGAGCCUAGUGUGGAGCAUCCAGGACCCCUGGAGCCUAGUGUGGAGCAUCCAGGACCCCUGGCGCCUAGUGUGGAGCAUCCAGGACCCCUGGAGCCUAGUGUGGAGCAUCCCUGGAGCUCUACUCACCUGCAUUAUAAGCCGUCGCGCGGCCUUCAUCUAAUGCCUUCAGAAAAUUUCCUCACUCAGUCAAGCCGAGGUGGUGGAAGUCGUGUGGCUGGGUUGGCGCCCUGCCAGCGUGCAGUGGGGUCUACCACGUCUCCCUUCAAGAGGGUUGCAUUGGCUAAUUUGGUGCUGUCCUCACCGGUGGAUAGCACCUUGCUUGGAAUUGUGUUGCUCAGCGCCUUCAAGAUCGUCGUGCGGUGGUUAAAUUUAUACAUCAAGAUGUGUUCCAGGAGUUCCUAG
Molecule: messenger RNA, 1929 nt
Organism: Procambarus clarkii (red swamp crayfish)
Lineage: Eukaryota; Metazoa; Arthropoda; Malacostraca; Decapoda; Cambaridae
Source: RefSeq, a predicted model, not a curated record